Oldenlandia corymbosa var. corymbosa is the source of this 1044-nucleotide messenger RNA. NCBI's taxonomy places the organism in Eukaryota, Viridiplantae, Streptophyta, Magnoliopsida, Gentianales, Rubiaceae. The record is from the annotation of a GenBank genome assembly.
AUGGCUAUUCGAGUUCAGAACAUGCCCAUGAAGAGUUUAGGACAAGAUUCAAUUUAUUCAACUCCCCAUCUCACUACAUUUUGGAAUCCGCAUGGUCAGCAGUUGUCUGAGGCAUUACCUAAAAAUUCAAGCUUGAGAGGGGGGUCUCCAUCUCAAUGUGGUCAAGAGGCAAAGCGCCUAGAUUUUAUUCUAGAAGACCAAAGCUCUCCCUCAACUCAGUCAAGUAGUCAGUCUCAACGAGGAGUGACUGCUUUUGGAAGGACAAAUUCUCAGGAUCAAUGUGUAUCAUCAGAAUCCGUUCAAAUUGAAAGCUACGGGAAACAUGUAGAUGAACAGGUGAAAUCUUCUUAUCUUAUGAGUAACCUAGAACUUUCAGUGCACUCACACCCGCAGCUUCACACGCUCCCUUCACAAGCUGAAGUUAUUCAAUCCUCGGGUCACGUUCCUUAUGGUUACUCUGAUCCCUACUUCAGUUUGUAUUCAGCUUAUGGGCCUCAAGCUAUCAUUCAGCCACAAAUGAUGGGUCUGGCACCUGGCCGGGUAUUGCUUCCUACUGAUCUUGCACAAGAAGGUCCAAUAUACGUGAAUGCAAAACAGUAUAACGGAAUCAUGCGACGGAGACAGAAACGUGCAAAGCUUGAGGCUCAGAACAAGCUUGUCAAAGCUAGAAAACCAUAUCUUCACGAGUCCCGACAUCAACAUGCACUGAAUCGGGUUAGAGGUUCUGGUGGAAGGUUCCUCAGCACAAAGAAGAACCAAUCUGAACCAACUCCCUCGACUGUGCCGGAUUCUGCUUCUGUCCAUUCUUAUAGAAAGCACAAUCGCAUGCAGGAGACAGGAACAGAAAGGUCAAAUGCUAAUAGGCAAGAUACUUCAACUGCUUCGAGCUUGGCUGCCACUGGAUACAUGCAUGGUGAAAUCAUCUUCCAGCAGCAACAAAGUAGCAGGACUCCGAAUGUCCCUCCUCAAAUGGUGGUUUCCGUGCCAGGUGGGGGAGAUUUUAUGCGUAACGGAAUGCCUCACGGUGCUCCGGCUUCUCGGUGA